Molecule: messenger RNA, 4633 nt
Organism: Poeciliopsis prolifica (blackstripe livebearer)
Lineage: Eukaryota; Metazoa; Chordata; Actinopteri; Cyprinodontiformes; Poeciliidae
Gene: tmem163a
Product: transmembrane protein 163a
Exons: 8
Coding region: 336-1205 (289 amino acids)
Biological process (GO): monoatomic cation transport; transmembrane transport
Cellular component (GO): synaptic vesicle membrane
Molecular function (GO): monoatomic cation transmembrane transporter activity; zinc ion binding
Source: RefSeq, a predicted model, not a curated record
UUAUCGCAUCAUCGCAUCUAACCAUAAAUUACUGUUUCAGCCAGACAAGGGGGUCUUCACUGAACCUGCACGGCUGACAUCUCAACGACGGAGUUACUUCUCUUCUCAUGCUUUAGAGAUAAACCCUUAUUUUACCUCUUAUUUUCUGUGAUCACCAUCUCUUCUCUCAAUCUCUCUUCGGAGCCGGUGGCAUAUUGGCCGCGCUGGAUGGCCGCUGCACCUAACGGACCGGUGUGAAUAGUUUUCUUUCUUUAUCCCCCCCUCCCCUCCAUCCAGCCCCUUCUUCAUUUUUCCUCUGACUCCAAGAGGCUGAGCACAAAACAGGAGCAGAAGCAAUGGAAGACCAGGUGACCCAGGAGUCCUGCGCCGUCCCGGAGCCGACGGUUGUGGAUCCCUGGCCGGCCACAGUGCGGAACGGCCAGUGCGCCGCGGAUGGCUUCACCAACCACCAGCAGCAGCAAGCCAAGACCCCCACAGAGCCGGAGUCUUUCACAGUGAACCAGGAGAUGAAGAUUACUGACAAUGUGGACGGAGAAGGUCUUCUUGAGAGCAGCAUGCGCCUGAAGCCCCACGAGGCUCAGAACUACAGGAAGAAAGCUCUCUGGGUCUCCUGGGUCUCCAUUGUGGUCACACUUAUCCUGGCUGUGGCAGCUUUCACUGUUUCCUUCAUGAGACACAGCGCAUCAGCCUUUGGAUUUGCCUUUGAUGCCACACUGGAUGUCAUGUCAUCAGCCAUCGUUCUUUGGCGCUACAGCAACGCAGCAGCUGUUCACUCUGCACACAGAGAGUACAUAGCGUGUGUGAUCCUGGGGAUUGUGUUUAUUCUCUCCUCACUGUGUAUCCUGGGAAAAGCCAUCCAUGAUCUGGCCACCAGGAUGCCUCCAGAAGUGGAUGACUUCCUCUACAGCGUCUCCAUAGUGAGUGGUCUCAGUUGUGCUGUGCUGACUGUGGCCAAGUUCAUGCUGGGAAAAAAGCUGACAAGUCGGGCACUUAUUACUGAUGGGUUUAACUCGAUGGUUGGAGCAAUCAUGGGAUUCUCAAUUCUCAUCAGUGCUGAAGUCUUCAAGCAGCAUCCCGAUGUCUGGUUUUUGGAUGGCACCAUUGGGGUUUUAAUCGGACUAAUCAUUCUGGCCUAUGGAGUCAAGCUCCUGAAAGACAUGGUGCCACGGGUCAGGCAGACGAGGAACUACGAACGCUUCGAAUGAAAGAGCCUGAGGCUAAUCAGAUUAGCAGUUUUAGACACACACACCCACCCACACACACCUGGGAGCCUCCUGCCCUCUCCUCUCUCAUCUUUCAUACACUCAUCCACAUACUGCUUGUACAUUCACUAUUACGGGAUACAUCAUGCUCUGUUACAUGCAUAUAUGUGAAUAUACAUUUUGCUGUACAUACUGUACAUAGUACACUCCAACAUUCAAUUACUCAAGUCUGAGAGACCUUAAGAGAUAAUGACAUUAUUGUCAUCAUUGAAGAUCUUCUCAGCUCUGAGUUUUUUUCUCCUUGUUCUCCUAAAUAGCUCUUAAAUGCAUCAAGUUAAAACUGUCACCUUGGAUGAGGAAGAAGCAAGAUUAUAAACUCAAAACCUCAAGAAGUGCUUCGGGUUUGUUCAGGAAGGCAGAGACCGAUGUCAAUACAGAUUUUUAUGUUGAUAAUGUCUUUAAAUAAGGUCUUCUGUGAAAAAGUGGAUUUAUCCUUGUAAUUUACUAAAGAAGACAUUCAACGGGCUUUUUAGAACAAAACUGUUCCUUCAUUGUCAGACUCUUGCUCUUAGCUGCCCACUAAUUUACAAACUUUAUCAUUUCAAGUGACUAUUAAGCAGAAGUGUGUCAAACAGAGAAAUUCUUCUGAGAUUAGCCUCUUAAAUUAUCUCUAAGACAUGAAAACAGGAGGAGAAACGAUAAAUGCUAUAUCUUCCUGAAACAUUGACAACUUUCAGUUAGGUGACUGAGUUAAGAUUAAAGGACUCAUUAAGCACAAACAUUUGCCAUAGAAUGGCAAUGGAAAUAAAGUUCAGUGCACAAAUCUGGAAUUGUUUGAUUUUUAAAAAUUUUUUUGUAAUAAGGUCAAGCACAAAUGUAUGAAUCAGCUAUGAUAAUAUACACUUGUUGACUGCUGCUGACAGCUGACCAUUGAGCCAACUUGGGCCACACAAAGGCUUGAAAUUCAAGAUAUACUACUUUACAACCACUAUUUAAAAACAAAAUAUAUUUUCUUAAUUUAUCUUAGCUGGGUAAAAUUAAGUACUGCAUUGGACUCUAUUUAAUUGCAGUGAGGUGUUCAUGUAUUUUCAUUAUUUUCUUCUGCACCAAAAAUCCAUUCAAUCAUUUUUCUACUUGAAAUUGUGAAAGAGAGGGCGCAGUCUCACCUGACAAUAAUGAGGUUUAAAUAAGUGUUGACUUUCAUACCAUUCUUGUAAUUCAUACACGUUACGGUGUUAGAAUACUGCACUGAACCCAGGGAGGGUGUUUUUUAUUAUGACUUAAAAUCCAGUUAUUUUAGUCAGUUGCCUAUUUCUUAUUCACUGUAACAGCAACGAAGAAACUUGAGAAACUUUAGUGCAAUGUCAAAGAUCAAGCAGCUUGUAGAAAACCAACUUAGUGACUCAGUGUUCUCAGUAAGUCUGAUUUUAUGUUCAUCAACCUUUUCUUCAUCAUCUCCUCCCAAUAUAAUUAUAAUGUUUAUCAUUACAUGCAAUGAACAGAAUGUAAUAGCAAAGCACAUGCUCUGUAAAUAUGUUUAUUACACUGUUCGAAGUAUAAAGCAUAUCGUAUAAAAGUACAAACUGGUUAUAGUUGCAUACUGUUAAACAUGUUUCCUCUGUAGUGUGAAUAUACUGUAAAAGUCUUACAUUUUACUGUAGAUUAUUGGUGAAAUGGAACGACAAGUCUUACUGUAAGUUGCUGCUGUGGGUGAACAUUCCUGAAAGGAUCUCGGCAUGCUCUGGCUGCUCGGUCCAAGCCUCAACUCUUGUGCAGCUGCUUAAAUAUGAUUCUUUACUCACCUAAAUCUGAGUCAAAACACCGUUUGACCUCAGGCACUGAAUAUUCAUCAUGUCUGAGCAACAACCACACUUGAAUCGCACAUAAAUCCAUUUUUAUUGAAGCGUAAAUAAAUAUUUAGGUGUAUAUAUGCUCAAAUUCAUGAAGAGCUUGCUUAGUAUAAAAGUAUAUUUCAAGGACCCAGUUCUUCAUGUUAUAAUGAAUAAAUAACGAUUGACUGCCCUCUUAUGGUUGGUAGAAGAGUUACAAUGGUCUUAUUCAAAACUUUAAAUCCCAAGGUAAAACUCUACAUUUUUAUCUGUGGCUGAACAGAGUUAUAAAAGCAUUGUGGGGUUAUGAACAGGCCUGAAUCCAGCUCUGUGUUGAUGGGUUUAGCAAAGUGUGACAUUUCUGCUAUCCUUAGUUCCACUGUGUGAAGAACAUGGAUAAGCUGCAAACUGAAGGUGUGAAUCGGUUCACAUCAGUUCAACUCACCAACAGCACACUGAUUUGUAAUGUCCUCCACUCCCCUCUUAACUGCACAGAAGACAAUUUCAACAGCGACUCUCCUGUAAGUCAAGCACAGUUUUUUAAGCAACCCCAUACUGCACAGAAAAAAAACAUUCACUGCAAACCAGCUUGCUUCCCUUUACACCAGAUUAAAACUGCGACAUGAUUUCUAAACCCUCCAAUGCUAAUCGCAAAUCGGUGUAGCAAAAAUCGCAGCAGUACUACACACAUCACACAGUACUACUCCCACAUUUGUCUUUAUAAAGAGGUUUUCUGCACCUUUUCUGGUGCAGCAUGAAAACAUAAAUUUGUGGGGGUUUUGUACAGUGUUGAGCUUGCCAUUUUGGGCAAUAAUUAUAAGUUAAUGCAGUGCUUUAAUUUAAGUUGUGAUGCAUUUGUUCUAAAAUUAAAGCUGCCAGCCAGGCAUGAGUCUUGCGCAUGAAAACAAUGUGAAAUCUCUUGCUAAAUGGCAUUGGGAGGAUGCAUUAACCUCGAUGUUCCAUAUGACCUUUUUAAUGUCUCAGUUUUACUCCAGUGUAAAGGGGGCUGAAUAAUAAUGCUUAUACCCCAACUCUUUUACGCAUUUCACAAGUUAUUGUUGUGAAAAGGAACAUUUUAGGAUGUUGGCACAAAAAUCCCUUCUACCUCUCUUCUUUGUACCUUGUGUUGUUUUCAUUCCACUUCAUGUUGGAGCAUUCAUGCUUCACAGUUUCCAUGUUAAAGUUAAACAGCUCAUCGAUCGAUACAUGUUGUAGUAACUUAAUCCCUCCUAUUUUUUGUAUGAAUAUUUGAAACGACAUCAGACUCUCUUUAGUCUACAAACAAAUCUGAAUCAUCAACAUGUGUCUCGGUUUCAUGUGGGCAUGCUGUCGAUGCAGAAAUGGACCAUUCAUUCCACCAAAUUAUAAAAUGUUUUUGAAAGCAAUAUGAACCAGCUCUCUGUUGCCAUAGGCUUUGCAUGGGCUUUUAAAAACCCAACAGUGUCAGUGGCUACAAAUGCUUUACAUCCACACACGCACACAGAUGUAUAAAUGAAUUUACAAAGAAACCAUGUAACGAAUCGUUUGUACAAUGACGGCGUUGAUGGUAUUACAGAUGAUGUGAACAUGAUUUAUGUAAUUGAACAUUAAGGAAAUAUGUAU